Molecule: messenger RNA, 745 nt
Organism: Closterium sp. NIES-67
Lineage: Eukaryota; Viridiplantae; Streptophyta; Zygnematophyceae; Desmidiales; Closteriaceae
Source: the annotation of a GenBank genome assembly
UCGCCUCCUCUGCGCACGCCAGUUGAGCCAUUCUCCUCCGUCCAUAACGAGAUUGUCACCGCGUAGUCAUCUCAUGUAACGAUCAAUCCCACCCUUAGCUCCGCAUCUAGUUUCUAACGACGGACUAAGCUAGCCACUUAUUCUUCGAGUUACUAACGCCGCUCAAGAUUAGCCUCUGCGUGGCAUUUCCGUCCACCGUCCUAAUCGUCGUUUUGCCUAGUAACACUUUUUCUCUCCACCGACCCCUGCGAGUCAAACGCCAUAGCGAAGCAGCCGUCAAUAAAAGGAAAAUCCUGGAACCUUCAAAGAAGCAAGUCGAUCUUUUCAUCCAUUCCCGCAACAAGUCGACGCGCGAUAAAUAGGAAACAAGGAGGCUUGAGAACCAGGAAGGCCUGAUUGCCUGCCGCUUCAUUAGGCAUAUUUUAAAGGCGUAGAGCGUCUAACUUAGAGUUGCCCCUAGCGGAGCGGGCGUGUCGGUAUAUCGCAGACAAGAUCGAUUGUAACCCGCGGGAGGAGGAGGUAGAGGAGGAGGAGGAGGCAGAGGAGGAGGAGGAGGCAGAGGAGGAGGAGGAGGCAGAGGAGGAGGAGGAGGCAGAGGAGGAGGAGGAGGAGGAGGAGGAGGAGGAGGAGGAGGAGGAGGAGGAGGAGGAAGAGGAGGAGGAGGGGGGAGGCAGCUGGAGGGAGCGGUUCCGUCUUGCGGUAACACCAUGAGCUCAUACGUGGAGGCGCCAUACUUCACUUCCCC